This is a messenger RNA of Topomyia yanbarensis, 567 nucleotides long. RefSeq lists its product as uncharacterized. The record is from RefSeq and is a predicted model, not a curated record. Lineage: Eukaryota; Metazoa; Arthropoda; Insecta; Diptera; Culicidae. The coding region runs from base 1 to 567 and encodes 188 amino acids. The transcript has a single exon.
AUGUUGACGAAGUUUGAUUGGGUGCUACAGGAUGGCGAGAUCUACGUCAUGGGAGUAACCUUCGAUCGCUCGCUUUCUUUCAACGGACACAUCGAUCAAGUUGUAAAGGACUGCCUGCAACUGUUCGCUUUGGACGACCCUCAUGCUAUUCUGUCUAUAUAUAUUGGACUAGUAAGGUCGAAACUUGACUUCGCAAGCGUAGUCUGGCGCCCGCUCUAUGUAACACAGAUCAAUAGGCUCGAACAAAUUCAGAAAAAAUUUGUACGUUUCGCCCUUAGACACUUGGGUUGGAAAAACGAUGAGCUGCCUCCUUACCAGCAACUGUGCGGACUAGUCGAUCUGGACACCGUUCAUUCUAGACAUACGAUAGCGGAUGUGACCUUUUUCUCAAAUGUAUUGGCUGGACGCACCAAAAGUCAACGUCUGCGUGACAAUCUAACCUUCAACGAUAGUCCUACGGUACUACGACGUCGUCGGAUCUUCGAGCCACCUAACCGAUCGCGAAACUACACGCAGCACGAACCAUGCACUAGGUUCAUGACCGAGUUCAACCUAUGGCAGAUGUGA